Linum trigynum is the source of this 5008-nucleotide messenger RNA. Lineage: Eukaryota; Viridiplantae; Streptophyta; Magnoliopsida; Malpighiales; Linaceae. The record is from the annotation of a GenBank genome assembly.
CUUUGCGGGUUUCCUCAAUAAUUUGCUCGCAUUCUUCUCCCUCUCUUUAACCUGCUGCAACCCUAGCAGCAAGGUUUCUCUUAUGGUAUCAGAGCGGUGAUCCGCUUUUCCGCUUCAAAAACAUCAACAUGAACACUCCACCUAGCAGCUCUGGAGGUGAUGGUGAAGGCAUCCCUUUUGGCAGCUUCAAUCGCCAAACCCAGAAUGAGCAAAAUCAACAAACCCAGGCUCAGAAUCAGAUGGAAGCUCAGAUCUACAACGGUAAUCCUAUGGGUUAUGUGUUUGGAAGUCCUUAUUAUAUCAAUCCUAGUGAGAAUCUGGGUCAAUCUAUAGUGUCUGAGUUGUUGAAUGAGAAUAAUUACCAGAUGUGGCAGAGAGCCAUUCGAAUGGUUCUUAAAACUAAGCAUAAGGUUGGGUUUAUUGAUGGAAGCCUACCCAUGCCUGAACGAACUCAUCCUGAGUUUGUUGUGUGGGAUGCCUCAAACACCAUAGUGCUGUGUUGGAUCUUGAAUUCUGUUGAUAAGGAUAUACGUCGCAGUGUUUUGCAACAUGAUAUAGCUCAGGCACUCUGGGACGAACUUAAGCAGAGAUUUGGUAGUUGCAAUGCACUAAGACUAGCCAAUUUAAAGGAAGCUAUUGCUCAGUUCAAGCAGGGAAGUCUGAGUGUGACUCAAUACUAUGUGCAUUUGAAGGGAUUAUGGGAGGAAUACCUUCAGUUUAACCCUAUUGUGGAUUGUGAUUGUGUGGCUAUAAGAACCAGGCCAUGUGCAGCAGUAGAAGCAUUUAAAGAAAGGCAAGAGACAGAAUACCUGAUCAAGUUCCUUCGAGGUCUCAGACCAGAAUUUGACGUGGUACAAACUCAACUGUUGAUGAUGAAGCCUUUGCCUAGUGUGCAAGCAGCAGUGGAUGAUAUCCUCCAACAUGAGCAGAAGAUCAAGUCAGACAAAGGACAUUCUACUAGAAAUGUUCUAUCAGUUGCUUUAGCAGCACAAGGAGACAAGCAGAAGGGUUACACAUCUUUUGAACCUGGUAAUGGUGGGAGAGAUAAUGCAGAAGGUGAAAGGAAAUUUUGCAGAUACUGUAAGAAAGAAGGCCAUCUGAAGGAGGAAUGCUAUAAGCUUAAGAACAAGAAGGCCAGGAUGGCAGGAGAAAACAGUUUUGCUGGUGCUGUUGCUCAGUCAGAUUCAGAGAGCAAAGAUUCUAGUUCUACAGUUAGCAACCCAAGUCUGGAAACCAAGAGCAGUCAGAGUAGCCAAUGGUUUACCAAUGAAGAAUUCACUAAGUUAAAGUCUCUCCUCCAGGCUGACAGCAUGAGUCCAUCACCACCUCUCUCACCCUCACUCAAGCAUGCUGCUUAUUCUGUUACUCAACACCUACCACAGUUCCCCAAUUUUUCUGGUAAGUUUGUCCUGUCUUCACACAACCAGUAUGGGUUAAUGGGACUUGCUCAAGUAUGGAUAUUGGAUACUGGUGCUUCAGACCACAUUUGCUGCACAUUGUCUUUGUUAACUGAUGCUAGACCUACUGUCAAUCAAUUUGUCUAUCUCCCUAAUGGCAGUAAAGUACCAGUGAGUCAUAUAGGCACUGUUAGAUUGCAUCCAGGGUUCUACCUUCAAAAUGUCCUCUUGGUCCCUAGUUUCACCUUCAACCUCAUCUCAGUUAGUAAAAUUACCCAUGACCUACCUCUUUCUUUACAUUUUGAAUCUGACUCUUGUCAUAUUCAGGACCUAGUGACCAAGAAGCUGAUUGGAUUUGCCAGACAAAGUAGAGGACUCUACCAUCUUUUCCCCAACAUUCCAGCCUUACCUCAACAUCACACAGCAGCCACAUACAAUUUUCAACCUCACCAAAUUGAACUCUGGCAUUGGAGACUAGGUCACCCCAGCAAAGAAAGAGAACAACAACUUACUGGAUGUAAUAGGACCAUUGUUAGGCAUUGUGAGACUUGUCACUUAGCUAAACAAAGGAAACUGUCUUUUCCCCUCAGUACCAGUAGAGCACAUUCUAUUUUUGAUCUUAUCCAUGUUGAUAUAUGGGGCCCUCUUGCUGUUGAAUCUUAUGAUGGUUACUCUUAUUUUCUUACCAUUGUGGAUGAUCAUUCACGUGCUGUUUGGACCUAUUUAAUGAGGUUGAAAUCAGAAACAAGCAGAAUUCUGGAAGCCUUUUGUGUAAUGGUCAGUAGACAGUUUGGGAAAUUGGUUAAGGUUAUUCGAAGUGAUCAGGGAAGUGAAUUUCAUAUGGCUGAGUUCUAUUCCACUCAUGGAAUAGAACAUCAAACCUCUUGUGUAGAGACUCCUGAGCAAAAUGCUCGUGUAGAAAGGAAACACCAGCAUAUAUUAAACGUUGCUAGAGCAUUGAGGUUUCAGGCAGGUUUACCCUUGGAAUUUUGGAGUGACUGCAUUUUACAUGCAGUUCACCUUAUCAACAGGCUGCCAUCACCAGUCAUCCAUGAUCUCACCCCCUUUGAACUGUUAUACAACAAACCUCCAGUUCUUUCCCAUCUAAAGGUUUUUGGCUGUUUAGCCUAUGCUUCUACUUUGCUUAGGGAUAGAACCAAGUUCCAUCCCAGGGCUAGACAGUGUAUGUUUCUUGGUUUUCUACCUGGAGUCAAAGGCUAUAAGUUGUUUGACCUCCAUACCCAUGAUGUGUUUGUUUCCAGACAUGUCAUGUUCCAUGAAACCAUUUUUCCUUUUAAACAAACCUCUUCCACCAAUUCUUCUUCUCCAGAUCCUACUACUUCCACCUUUUCCCCUUCUUCUUCUUCUUCCCAGACUACAUCACUCUUUCCCAAUCAUUCUCCUAUCCCAGACGAUCUUCCCUCUCUGGUUCCUUCACCAAACUCUCAGAACACAUCUCAGCCUUUUUCUUCUUCUUCCAUGGACUCAUUAUCCAGUACACCUAUCUCUUCUAAUACAUUUCCUUCUCUAAAUCCUCAUUUUCCCUCUUCUUCUUCUUCACACACUCCAUCUCCUAGCCACUCAUUUCCCACUGCUACUAAUCAUCCUAGCCCAGCCAUUGACUGGCAUGAUCUGUAUUCUGAUGGGGAGGAACUGUGUGCUCAGGAACCUAUUGAUGAAGGGGAGGAUCAUGGAUUGAGAAAGUCCACCAGAGUCAAGACCAAGCCUGUGUGGCACAAAGAUUUCACGUUCUCAGGAGCCACUACCAGUCACUCCAUACAAAACUUUGUGUCAUUUGAUAAGCUUCCUGAAUCACAUAAGAUCUUUGUACUGAGUGUUAUGCAUGCAGAGGAACCAAAGACUUAUGCAGAAGCUUGUAAGGAACUGGUCUGGAGGCUAUCUAUGAAUGAAGAGAUGGAUGCACUGAUAGCAAAUGAUACUUGGGAUGAAGUAAUCCUACCUGAAGGGAAGAAGGCUAUAGACAACAAAUGGGUCUAUAAGAUCAAACACAAGGCAGAUGGUUCCAUAGAGAGACAUAAAUCAAGACUGGUAGUAAAAGGCUUCACACAGAUCUAUGGUAUAGAUUUUUUAGAUACCUUUUCUCCUGUGGCAAAGAUUAACUCAGUAAAGGCUUUGUUAGCAGUGACAGCUUCACAAGAUUGGCACAUCCAUCAAAUGGAUGUUGCCAAUGCAUUCCUCCAUGGUGAUUUGAAUGAGGAGGUUUACAUGAAACCACCACCUGGUGUGGUUGUUUCUGAUCCCAGGAUUGUGUUUAAGCUUAAAAAGUCUUUAUAUGGUUUGAAGCAGGCCAGUAGGCAAUGGUUUGCCAAACUGACUGCAUCAUUGUUAAAGAAUGGGUUCUCUCAGGCAGCUUCUGAUUAUUCCAUGUUCAUCAGGAGGUUCCAAGGCAGAAUGCUUGUGGUAUUGGUCUAUGUAGAUGACAUCUUAAUAGCUGGGAGUUCAUUAAGUGAUAUUGAACAGACUAAAGGGUUUCUGGGAAAGGAGUUUAAAGUUAAAGAUUUGGGAGUUCUGAAGUUUUUCUUGGGUUUAGAAGUUUACAGAGAUCACAGGGGAAUCUUUGUGAACCAAAGGAAGUACUGUAUGGAUCUUUUGGAAGAAACUGGUCACUUGGAGGCUAAGGAUUGUCUUUCACCUGCAGAUUGCAAGGUCCAAUUGAGAGCAAAACAAGGGGAACCUUUGACAAACCCUGAAGUCUAUAAAAGACUUGUUGGAAGAUUACAUUACUUGAUCAUCACACCCCCUGAUCUUACACAUUCAGUGCAGCAGCUGUGUCAGUUUCAGAAAGAUCCCCAUACUGAACAUCUACAGGCAGCUUACAGGGUGAUAAGGUACAUCAAACAUGCACCAGGUCAAGGAUUAUGGUUCAAAAGUGGAACAAAGUUGGAAUUGACAGGAUUCUCAGACUCAGAUUGGGCUAGCUGCCCAGAUACCAGAAGAUCAGUGACAGGGUAUUGUACUCUGCUGGGAGGUUGUUUGCUAACAUGGAAGUCCAAGAAACAAACUACUGUUUCAAGGUCUUCAUCAGAGGCAGAGUAUAGGGCUUUAGCACAUUUGGUCUGUGAACUGGAAUGGCUGAGAAGUUUGUUGGCUGAAAUGGGGAUUAACAUUCCCCUACCAAUUGAUGUUUACUGUGAUAAUCGAUCGGCUAUACAUAUAGCAGAGAAUCCGGUGUUCCACGAAAGGACAAAACAUAUUGAAAUUGACUGUCACGUUACAAGGGAAAGACUUAGUUCAGGAAUGAUCAAGUUGCAACAUGUGAGGACAGAUGAUCAGUUAGCUGAUCUGUUUACCAAAGGUUUAACACGUUACAGGUUGAGCUAUCUGCUGGAUAAGUUGGGAGUCUUUGAUAUGUACUCGCCAACUUAUGGGGGAGUAACAGAGCAGAAAGCUCAAGUGAAGAUUGAAGGCAAAGUGCAGCAGUGAUGAUUGAAGAAGAGCUGCUGAAGAACAGAAGAAGAACAGGGCAGAAACGUUUCGUUUCUGCCUUCCCCUCCACCUAGCUUAGGCGAUGGUUAAAACGACGACGUGGAGACCUGAACUAACCGUUAGGUGGAGACAAGAGGCCAAUGGAAUGAAGACACGUGGCGAAU